Messenger RNA from Rangifer tarandus platyrhynchus (Svalbard reindeer), 249 nucleotides. The record is from the annotation of a GenBank genome assembly. Lineage: Eukaryota; Metazoa; Chordata; Mammalia; Artiodactyla; Cervidae.
AUGGAGAUGAGAUGGAGAGAGGACGCGCAAGCAUCCUUCCCAGACCAGAGCCCACACGGAGCCGUCUCUGCGUCCCUUCGCCCCUCCCCAGGGCUCACCUGCCGCGUCCCCCAGGUCGGGGGUGGGGACCCGGCUCCCCGCUCAGCCGCAGACUCUCAGGCCGCUGUCGCCGCCGACGCCGUGGUCCUGCAGCCGCCACCUCCUCCUCUUCGGCUCCUGGCACCGGCCUGGGUUAUAACCACCCACUGA